AUGCAGACGUUCGAAAUUUAUUCAUUAAUUAAACUUUAUUCAAAAACUUUUAGAGAUUAUCUCCUUCAUCCGCCACUGUCACCAGCAAGGAGGUCCAAAAUAGGUAAAAAUGGGAGCGGAAGUGAACCAAAAAGUGAAAAGAAAGAGAAGAAAGUGAAAAAAGUUGAAAUGAGCGAGUCAAGAAUCAAGAAAUUUCGUAAAUUAUUUGCACUGAAAAUUGCCGACGAUGAGAAAUUAAUAAAUUAUUUUAGUUGUGCAUUGGUUGCCGACAUUCUACUGCAGGGUCAUCUCUAUGUGUCUGAGAAUUAUUUCUCAUUUUAUUCGAAUGUUUUCGGAUAUGUUACGAAGCUCGUUAUCCCCAUAUCAUCAGUUACACUCAUUUCAAAAGAAAAGACUGCAAAAAUGUUUCCAAAUGCCAUCGGCAUUCAAUUAAGCGAUGCAAAGCACGUUUUUGGUUCAUUUCUAUCUCGUGAGACUGCCUAUCAACUAAUGUUAGGUAUGACAAAAGUGGCACAAGUGCCAGCACUAGAAAGUAAUGAAAGUAUCAAUGAGGCAGUCGAGGAUGAAGCAGGAGUUGAUGUUGAAGUCACGGAAUCGUCAAAAGAAGACAGCAGUUCACUGUCGAGUGAAGGAACGACGCAAUUUAAAAUUAUAGAGACGAUUGAGAUGGUUAAGGAGGAAGAAGAGGAAGUACUGGAACAGCCAGAACCACCAUCACCACCUCCACCAACACCAAAAGUUCAAAAAUAUCAGCAAAUUGAAUACAAAUCAAAGCCAAAAGUUGUCGAGUCACCUUCAUCGUCGUCAAAUCAUUCACUAGUUCUGUUCAUUGGAAUUGCACUGACUUUACUGCUCGCAUUUUUUACCGCAUUUUUACUCAUCCGAAUUAAUUCACUUGAGAAUCGGCAUUUAACCACAAGGGAUUAUAGUAAAAUGACAAUUGAAGAGGCUGAACAGAUUCUAAACAGGAAUUUGAUGACUGUGAGGAAUGUGAGGCAGAAACUUGAGGAGCUCAGUAGUCAUUUGGAGUCUAAGUUUAAGGAACAGUCGAGGGAUGAGCUGUAAGUUUGGGGGAUAUUU
Messenger RNA from Chironomus riparius, 1080 nucleotides. Lineage: Eukaryota; Metazoa; Arthropoda; Insecta; Diptera; Chironomidae. The record is from the annotation of a GenBank genome assembly.